Molecule: messenger RNA, 4035 nt
Organism: Sitodiplosis mosellana (orange wheat blossom midge)
Lineage: Eukaryota; Metazoa; Arthropoda; Insecta; Diptera; Cecidomyiidae
Product: proton-coupled amino acid transporter-like protein CG1139
Exons: 8
Coding region: 991-2469 (492 amino acids)
Biological process (GO): amino acid transmembrane transport
Cellular component (GO): vacuolar membrane
Molecular function (GO): amino acid transmembrane transporter activity
Source: RefSeq, a predicted model, not a curated record
GAUUCUCAUUGAUUUUGAUAUUAUUCAUUUCAAUUAAUAUUUCCGUUAAAGGUCGUACAAGGCGGUGUUUGUUCGCUCAAAAAUGAUAGAAUAUUCCAAUUGAAUGUGAAAAAAAAUGAUAAAAAAUAAAUACGAGAUAUUCGUCGGUUUUUAUUCUGCUGGCAAACACAAUGUCAUUUAUUUCUGGUUAAAAUGAAAUCGCAUGCUACAAAUCAUAUGUUUAAUUCACAACUUUUUUUUCGGUCGUUCAAAUUUCAGCUGUUAUCUCAAGGCGUAAAAAACUCAAUUCGGUAUCGCGUUAUCUCAAUUUCUCGGCACAUGUUGUAUAACAUAUUGUAUAACAUAAAAUAUUUAAUGUCAUUAAUAAAUAAUUGGACAAGGACAGAACAAAACAGAUAAUCGUGUCAAGAUGAAGGGAAAAGGGAACUGUGUUUAGUAAACCGUUCAACAGCACAAAACUAUGGAAAAUUUUGUAUCUUUAGUGCAAUAGCCACACCUCCUUCGAGAAGUUUUCCGUAAUAGAUAAAUGCACUUUGUCGCACACAUACACACACACACAUACGCACUGAAUAUGAUCGGUUUGUUGUGUGCUUUAAAUCCGUCCCUUAAUAAAAGCAACAAAAGAAAGUGAAAACGCACACAAAACGUACGAAAUUAUCUCUACUGCGGAUAGACAUGUAUGCAAAUAAAACGAAGAUGAGUUCAUCGAGGAUCUGAAAUUGUUGUUAAGUCGCACAAUCGAUUGGCAUUCAGUUCAGUCAACGUUCGAACACCGAACUGAUCGAUCGAUCGAAUUCAAUCAGAAGUUUGAAAAACUUCUAUUUUUAACGAAUAUUUGGCCUGAAUUUUUAAACGAAGAUCUUCAAUUUUCACUCCAAGUGAAGUUUCUUUGAAUUGGUGGAAUCUCAAAUAGCGAAAAGUUUCAAGAAUUCUAUCAAAAAUCAUUUGAAUUCAUAGUUUUCUUUCAAUCUUCACUUCAAAACUACCAAAAUGUUUAAAAUCUAUUUCACAAAGCUAAACAAAAUGAAUCCGGAGCGACGGCCAUUGCUUAUGGAUGCCGAAGUGCAGGGAAAAAGCGCGAGACCGAGACCGGAUUUGCGAAGUUCACCCGAUUCAGUAUUGGUGGAUGUUAAGAGCGGAGAUGAAGGUUCAGAGGGUUCAUCGUAUGGAUCAAACGAUUCGUUGCAACAUUAUGACCCGUCAAUGCAUCGGAAGUUGGAUCAUCCGACAUCGAAUGUUGACACAAUGAUUCAUUUGCUCAAAGGAAAUAUUGGCACUGGCAUAUUGGCGAUGCCUGACGCUUUCAAAAAUGCCGGCUUAUACGUGGGUUUGUUUGGGACGAUGCUGUUGGGCAUCAUAUGCACACAUUGCAUGCACAUGUUAGUCGGCUGCUCGCAUGAGCUGUGCCGCAGGCUGCAAGUACCUUCAAUGAAUUUCGCCGAAGUGUGUUAUAAUGCAUUCGAAACCGGACCACAAGGAUUGCGGAGAUUUUCCAAUUUAGCAAGACAAACCAUUAAUCUGUUUCUGUGCAUAACACAACUCGGUUUCUGUUGCGUAUACUUUGUGUUUGUGGCGGUUAAUCUGCAAGAGGUCGUCGCACAUUACUUUAUUAAACUUGAUAUUCGGCUGUAUUUGCUGUUACUGUUAAUCCCAAUGAUUAUGUUAAACUUUUUGAAGAACCUCAAGUAUUUGACGCCGGUUUCACUUUUUGCAUCCAUUUUAACUGUAACUGGUAUUUCGAUUACAUUCCAUUACAUGUUGCAAGAUCUUCCAAAAACGGACUCAGUCAAUGGGUUUUCGUCGUGGGAACAAUUACCGCUGUACUUUGGCACUGCUAUUUAUGCAUUUGAAGGGAUUGGUGUUGUGCUUCCAUUAGAAAACAAUAUGAAAACGCCACAAGAUUUUGGCGGUUUAACUGGUGUUUUGAAUACGGGCAUGGUAAUCGUAGCAUCAUUGUACACUGCUGUUGGAUUUUUCGGCUAUUUAAAGUAUGGAGACAAAGUUGCCGCCACUAUUACAUUGAAUUUAGAUUCGAAUGCUGUUUUGGCUCAAUCGGUGCGAUUGAUGAUGGCGCUAGCGAUAUUCUUGUCGUACGGUCUGCAGUUCUAUGUUCCGAUGAACAUAAUGGGUCCAUGGGUUCGAAAUUUAUUCACGGGUGAAUAUGCACAGAAUCUCAGUGACUCUGGUCUACGUAUCGGCUUGAUUAUUAUCACAUUUAUCCUGGCAGCUUUGGUUCCAAAUCUUGGUCCAAUCAUUUCAUUAGUUGGCGCGUUGAGCUCAUCAACGCUUGCGUUGAUUUUCCCACCGUUAAUCGAAAUUGUAACAUUCGGUCCAGAACGAAUGGGUCGAUACUAUUGGAGGCUAUGGAAAGAUUUGGCCAUUAUGAUAUUUGGCAUUCUCGGUUUCUUCUUUGGAUCGUAUGCAAGCAUAAUGGCUUUGCUGAAUCCAACACCACAAGCAACAACGUAAAAUAUGACAAUGAGAUACACAGAUACCUCUGUUGAUUACAAUGGAAUUUUUUUUUUGGACAACGAAUGCAGUGGAUAGUUUUCAGCUCAAAAAGGUCAAGAGAAGAGUCUAUCCCAGUAUUUUAUUGAUGGCAAUAAAAGUUGCAAAAUGACACUUGAACCAUGACAUUUGCACGGAAAUUUCCGUUCCGAGCGGAGCGAAGAAAUGGUGUGCAAAAGAGAUAACGAAAGAAUGGUUAUUACAGUAGUUUUCCAUUGAUAGCAUUCUGUGCUCGUUAAAAAAAAUACCUUCCAUUUGAUCUCUCACAGAGUUGAUGUAUUUUCGGUGCUUGAAACCAUUCUUAUAUAUGUGAAAUACUUUCAUUCCCCUUCAUACGACCAAGUUUUUAGUUUAAGUGACAUAAUCAUUCAGAAAGAAAACAAUUUGGCUUUGGUAAAACAAUGGAUCAUUUCUGAAGAGUUUUAUGCCGUACAUAAACUCAUUUUAAAUGCUUAUAAUAUUACCAGAAUGAUGUUUAAAACAUUUUUACAAAAGAGAAUAGCAGACAACAUCCUUUUUUCAAGUACUCUCUGCAUGGAGAGCCAUAUAAAGAGGCGUAUUUUACAUUACACUCUAUCCUAUGUUACCUUUGUUAAUAGUUUAAAUUCAAUUCCGCCGAUUUCGAUUUGUUCAAGCAAAAUUCAUUUCAAUUGUGAUAGAACUUGGUUUUUAUCCUAACAUUUAAAUUGAUAGCUCGAUUUUAUUUUCGAUUUAAUUUAAAAAUCAUUAGUUGAUAUUUUUAUUGUAUAAUGAAUUUUCAUCUAAUUUCAUGUAAAUAAUUUUACACAUUUUCAACGAGUAUUUUUUUCUUCUUCAAUUGCACAUUUUUUUGUGAUUAAGUGAACGUGUGAAAUAGUUUUAGUUUUCUUAACGAAUUUUUUUCCCUCGUUUUCACCGCCCUUAAUUAUAAUUUAAGAAGAAAUGUUAAAUCAAAUUUACCGAAUAAUUGUUCAGUUAAAGUUGAAUUUAUCAGCAAAUGUUUCUUUUUUUUAGAAAAAUAUUUGUUCAAUUAUAUUAACAUUUUGCCAUUGUGUUUCGUUGCAAUAAACACUGCGAGUAAUCAUGUUUCAACGAUUUUUUAGUUGACAAAAAAUCUGAACAUAGACAAUAUAAAAUUUUAUUUAAAAAAAAUGACAAUAAAAUCAAAAUGAACGUGUAAAUAACGUGUAAAACUUUGACAAUAAUUCUUUUCCAUCGGAUUUAGUUGAACCAAAAAUGUGUGAAUGUUUGUGAUUUGGCCAAAAAAUAAAUGGUGUCUAAAGAUUUACUCGAACUGGCAAAACAUUGUUCCGAAGAAGUUUGAAAUCAACAAAAAUUAAAUGACUAACGAAAAUGAGAAUUUCCCAUUGGACAUUUGUCCAUGGGUCGUUACCCUAAAAAAAACUGAUAAUUUAUAUAUUGAACGGUGGUCGAUUGGCUACCAUGCGAUGUCCUUUUCGGAUAAAAUUAUGUUUAAUGUUCUAUGUGUUAUGAGCCUAAAAAAAGACAAAAUAAAAACAAUGAAUAAACUCAAAAGCAUUGCAAAAA